AUGCCGGAAUAUUCGUACAUGCCCGAAUACUCGGAAAUGCCGGAAUAUUUUCAGCCAUGUAUUCAAAGAGACUACGGGUAUGGGUCGACAGUCUGUGUCUGUAAUCUAACACAUUGUGAUGAUUUGGAUGCACUCAAGAUCACCACCAAAGGUGUGGUCACUGUCUUCGAGACGAGUAAAAGUGGCGAUCGGUUGGAGAAAACAGAAUUGAAAUUCGGAGACAAUUCUGAGUUUAAUGCAAACAAAUCGCAGACAAUAACUGUUGACAAAAGUAAAGGCGUUUAUCAGAAGAUUGUGGGUUUUGGGGGCGCCUUCACAGACGCCGCCGGACUUAACAUCAAAACUCUUCCCGAAAAACUACAAAACCGUAUAAUUAGUGACUAUUUCUCUAAAUCCGGAAUUGAGUACAAUUUGGGACGCAUUCCCAUCGGAGGCUCAGACUUCUCGACCCAUGCCUACAGUUAUGACGACAAUAAUAAAGACGACUUUGAUUUGAAACACUUUAGUUUGGCAGAUGAUGACCUCAAUUAUAAGAUUCCGAUAAUUAAAAAAGCCAAACAAAUUAACAGCGAUUUGAGAGUAUUUGGCAGUCCUUGGUCACCACCUGCCUGGAUGAAAAAUAAUUCAGAACUAAACCAUGGUGGAUACCUAAUAGGAGAGCCUGGUGGCAAAUACUAUAAAGCAUUCGCAAACUACAUUGUUAAAUUUUUAGACUCAUAUAAAGCAUCGGGAGUUCCUAUAUGGGGCAUAACCAUAGAGAAUGAGCCAUAUGGACCAAUAUUAUAUCCUAACUAUCCCUGGAAUAGUCUGGCUUUCACUCCAGAACUUGAACGGGAUUUCAUCAAAAAGGAUUUGGGACCCAUUCUGGAGGCGGCCGGUUAUGGUGUCAAUACAACCCAACUUAUGAUAUGCGAUGAUCAGAGAUCAUGGGCUGACACGUGGGCUAACACUAUAUACACCGAUAAAGAUGCGGCCAAAUAUGUGUCUGGAUUGGCGUUUCACUGGUACUUAAAUACUGAUGAAAAUGCCAUAAACCUGGAUGUCGUACAUAAAACCGAUCCCAGCAAAUUCAUAUUGGCUACGGAGGCCUGUGAGGAGUAUAAGGGUAAAGAACAGCACGUAUUUCUGGGCAGUUGGCAGACCUUUGAGAGAUACGCUAAAGAUAUUAUUGUCGAUUUGAAUCACUGGACGUCUGGUUGGGUUGACUGGAACCUGGCGUUGGAUACGGAGGGCGGACCCAAUUGGGUGAAGAACUUCGUCGACGCACCCGUUAUAGUGAACGCCACGAGUCAGGAGUACUAUAAAAAUCCCAUUUUCUACGCNUUGGGUGAAGAACUUCGUCGACGCACCCUGAACGCCACGAGUCAGGAGUACUAUAAAAAUCCCAUUUUCUACGCUAUGGGACAUUACAGCAAAUUCUUGACCCCUGGAUCUCAACGGGUGUUUCAAACACAAGAACCCUCUGUUGACACACUGUUGUCAACUACUUUUGUGCGACCGGACGGGGGAACUGUAGUCAUUGCAUUGAAUUUAGGUGACGAUCCCAUAGACAUUGUAAUUAAUGACUCAGAAUUGAAGCAAAAAGUAUCUCAUUCUUUGAAACCCCGAUCAAUUCAAACUCAGCCAUGUAUUCAAAGAGACUACGGGUAUGGGUCAACAGUCUGUGUCUGUAAUCUAACACAUUGUGAUGAUUUGGAUGCACUCAAGAUCACCACCAAAGGAGUGGUUACUGUCUUCGAGACGAGUAAAAGUGGCGAUCGGUUGGAGAAAACAGAAUUGAAAUUCGGAGACAAUUCUGGGUUUAAAGCAAACAAAUCGCAGACAAUAACUGUUGACAAAAGUAAAGGCAUUUAUCAGAAGAUUAUUGGUUUUGGGGGCGCCUUCACAGACGCCGCCGGACUUAACAUUAAAACUCUUCCCGAAAAACUACAAAACCGUAUAAUUAGUGACUAUUUCUCUAAAUCUGGAAUUGAAUACAAUUUGGGACGCAUUCCCAUCGGAGGCUCAGAUUUCUCGACCCAUGCCUACAGUUAUGACGACAAUAAUAAAGACGACUUUGAUUUCAAACACUUUAGUUUGGCGAAAGAAGACCUCGAUUUUAAGAUUCCAAUAAUUAAAAAAGCCAAACAAAUUAACAGCGAUUUGAGAGUUUUUGGCAGUCCCUGGUCACCACCUGCCUGGAUGAAAAAUAAUUCAGAACUAAACCAUGGUGGAUACUUAAUAGGAGAGCCUGGUGGCAAAUACUAUAAAGCAUACGCAAACUACAUUGUUAAAUUUUUAGACUCAUAUAAAGCAUCGGGAGUUCCCAUAUGGGGCAUAACCAUAGAGAAUGAGCCAAAUGCAGCAUCAUUAUUACCCAACUUUCCCUGGAAUAGUCUGAGUUUCACUCCAGAACUUGAACGGGAUUUCAUCAAAAAGGAUUUGGGACCCAUUCUGGAGGCGGCCGGUUAUGGUGUCAAUACAACACAACUUAUGAUAUACGAUGAUCAGAGGGAAUGGGUUCACACGUGGGCUAACACUAUAUACACCGAUAAAGAUGCGGCCAAAUAUGUGUCUGGAUUGGCGUUUCACUGGUACAUAAAUACUGAUACAAAUGUCCAAAACCUGGAUGUCGUACAUAAAACCGAUCCCAGCAAAUUCAUAUUGUCUACGGAGGCCUGUGAGGAUUAUAGGGGUAAACAACAGCACGUAUUUCUGGGCAGUUGGCAGACCUUUGAGAGAUACGCUAAGGAUAUAAUUAUCGAUUUGAAUCACUGGACGUCUGGAUGGGUUGACUGGAAUAUGGCGUUGGAUACGGAGGGCGGACCUAAUUGGGCGAAGAACUUCGUCGACGCACCCGUUAUAGUGAACGCCACGAGUCAGGAGUACUACAAAAAUCCCAUUUUCUACGCUAUGGGACAUUACAGCAAAUUCUUGACCCCUGGAUCUCAACGGGUGUUUCAAACACAAGAACCCUCUGUUGACACACUGUUGUCAACCACUUUUGUGCGACCGGACGGGGGAACUGUAGUUAUUGCUCUUAAUUUGGGUGACGAACCCAUAGACAUAACUAUUGAUGACUUGGAAUCUAAGCAAAAAUUGAAUUCAUGUUUUCCUAAAGAUUAUGGAUACGGAUCAACAGUUUGUGUCUGUAAUGUCACACAUUGUGAUGAUUUGGAUCCACUCGUGAAGACACCGAAAGGUGUGGUCACUGUCUUCGAGACGAGUAAAAGUGGCGAUCGAUUUGUGAAAACAGAAUUGAAAUUCGGAGACAAUUCUGAGUUUAAUGCAAACAAAUCGCAGACAAUAACUGUUGACAAAAGUAAAGGCGUUUAUCAGAAGAUUGUGGGCUUUGGGGGCGCCUUCACAGACGCCGCCGGACUUAACAUCAAAAGUUUGUCACAAAACUUACAAAACCGUAUAAUUAGUGACUAUUUCUCUGAAUCGGGAAUUGAGUACAAUUUGGGACGCAUUCCCAUCGGAGGCUCAGACUUCUCGACCCAUCCCUACAGUUAUGACGACAAUAAUAAAGACGACUUUGAUUUACUUAAGUUUAGUCUCACUGAAGAAGACUUUAAAUAUAAAUUGCCUUAUUUGGAGUAUGCCUUAAAUGUGAGUCUAAAUAGAGUGCAAUUCUUCGGGAGCACGUGGUCUCCCCCGGCGUGGCUUAAAAAUAACUCUGAGCUAAAUGACGGUGGGUAUAUCAUCGGUGAACCCGUGCAAUUCUUCGGGAGCACGUGGUCUCCCCCGGCGUGGCUUAAAAAUAACUCUGAGCUAAAUGACGGUGGGUAUAUCAUUGGUGAACCCGGUGGCAAAUAUUACAAAACUUACGCAAAUUAUCUGGUCAGAUUUUUAGACAUCUAUGAAGCGAACGGAAUCCCCAUUUGGGGCCUAACUGUGGCCAAUGAACCCAGAAAUGCAUUGAAACCUCACUUCAGAUUCAAUUGCUUGGGCUUUACUCCAGAACUUCAACGAGACUUUAUAAAACUUGAUUUGGGACCUACACUUGAAAAGGCCGGGUAUGGCAUAAACAGGACUCAACUAAUGAUAUACGACGACAACAUCAAGAAUCUGUACGAAUGGGCGGACAUUAUAUACGCGGACAAAGAGGCGGCCAAAUAUGUGACGGGAAGUGCUUUCCAUUGGUAUCAAAACCAGAACUACACUGAAGUGACAGAUAUAUUGGCAAAGACUAGAUCUGUGGACGAAACCAAAUAUUUAUUGAGUACUGAGGCCUGUGAGGAAUGGCGUGGGAAAGACAAACACGAUUUGAAUCACUGGUCGAGUGGUUGGGUUGACUGGAACCUGGCGUUGGAUACGGAGGGCGGACCCAAUUGGGUGAACAACUUCGUCGACGCACCCGUUAUAGUGAACGCCACGAGUCAGGAGUACUACAAACAGCCCUUUUUCUAUGCUUUGGGACAUUACAGCAAAUUCCUGACUCCUGGCUCUCAAAGGGUUUUCCAAUCACAAGAACCCUCUGUUGACACACUGUUGUCAACCACUUUUGUGCGACCGGACGGGGGAACUGUAGUUAUUGCUCUUAAUUUAGGUGACGAACCCAUAGAUAUCAUAAUUAAUGACUUAGAGUUAAAGCAAAAAGUGUCUCAUUCUGUGAAGUCCCGGUCAAUUCAAACAUACAUUUAUUACAUUUAA
Oppiella nova is the source of this 4635-nucleotide messenger RNA. NCBI's taxonomy places the organism in Eukaryota, Metazoa, Arthropoda, Arachnida, Sarcoptiformes, Oppiidae. The record is from the annotation of a GenBank genome assembly.